AUGCUCGUAAUUACAGAAAACACAUUCGAAAAAACCAACAACCCAAAGUAUCCAAGAGGGAGUAAAGUGUCAAUCAAAAGAAACAACUCCCAAGUGAAAGUCAUAUCCAACAGAAUCACACCAUAUUGUGGAGACAUAACAAAAAGCAAAAGGGAGUUAAUAAAAACACGUAAGUUCAUAAAGGAAAGUGAUAAGAUAAAGUACCACUAUCUAUAUGCAAGGAAACAUUUAUGCCAUGGAAAAUAUGCAAGGAAAAUAAAACUUGUUUCCGUAGAAAAGAAAAAAAAUUUUAACCAUUUGGAAAAGUUCCCCAAAAGUAGAAAGAAAAAAUAUCAAGUUAUAGCAAGGAGAGUUAACUAUAAUGUUAUCUUAAAAAAUUCUUAUAUAAAAAAUGUUCCAUCUGGAAGAAAUUCCUUUUUAGUACAUUUAAAAGGCAAGAGAAGGAAAAGCCAUAUUAAGAGAAGCGCUCGAAAGAAUUUCAUAAGUGUUCGGGAAGCUGCUUUGGAGAAGGCUAAAGAUAUAGGUGGGAGACAGGUCCCCAGUCUGCAUCCACUAAGCGACGAGUUUCACUUUAAGGUAAAAACAAAUCAUCACCAUGUAACUAGCAAAAAUGUCGCAAAAAAUCAACAUUCUUACGAUGUAGAAGCAAAUAGUGCAAAUUUAGAUGGCAUAAGUGCGAAUAAUUCCACGUUAGACAUGGUGACCGUCGUCCUGAACAGGGAGAAGCAACAUCCCAAUUGGCAUCUAAAUAGGCAUCCAACCAGAAAGGCACUUUUCAACACAUGUAGCAUGCGAACAUUAACAACAAAUAGUUUAAUAGAUUCCAUUAUUAGUUUAUCAAACGAGCUGAAUAAGACAAACGAGAAAAAAGAUGAUUCCAAAGAUGAAUACGACAAAAGUGUACUGCACUAUGUGAAUAAAAUUUUGAGUGAUCACAAUUUUCAUUACGACAUCGUUAGUAGUGUAAAUAAGAACGAAAUAAAGGAGUUAAAAAAAAAAGUAAAAAAAUACAAUGACAUACCAAAAUUUUAUUUUAGAAAAUUGUUUAAGUAUAUAGGGGAGAAAAACGAGAGCAGUCGUAUGUGCGGGAAUUAUUUACAUACCACACAUUGUUAUAAUAGUGAUUGUGAUGUUCAUUACGAUGAUAGAGACAGAUCGAAUAGUUGUAAGAGGGGAAAUAAUGAUUACAUGCAUGAUGAAGAAAAAGUGAAAAAACAAAAAGAUCCUUCCCCUUCAUUUUACACAUACCAACGUUGCCAUUCGGAUAAUUAUUUUUCAGAAAAUCUAAAAGAAAAAAAGAAAAAGAAGAAGAGUCACGUUUAUCAGCCCGUAAACCCUGUUGAACGCGCAAAUUUGAGCAAACAAGAGGAAAGUAACUAUUUCAUGAAAAGGAUAGGGACAGGAACAAAAACGACAAGUAAGCACCUUACCAAUUUGAAGUCCCCUUUGAACCACCAAAACGUGGGUGCGAAGGGUAACCACGCCAAAGUGGGGAAUGCAUCUAGAAAAGAAGGAAUAGUAGAGAAAAACAUACCUGUGGUGGAAAGAGCAGUCAGUAGCAAUCAAAUCAAGCAUGGGAAUCAGAAGAAAGAAAACACAUUGCUCUGUGUGACUAGCGCACCAAAUAACCAUAAAAAUAAUUUUCAUUCGGACAGCAACCUACUGCACUGCACCAAAAAAUACACGCCUACUUUUACAGACCUGAAGAAACAUAUCCUCAAAAGACAGAACCAUUUGAACUAUAAUUUGGAGAAGGACUAUCCGUCAAUAGAAAACACCCGCUCAGGUAAAUCUCCCAAAAUAGAGAGAAGGCUUCGCCAAAAAGAUUUAAGAAACGAAAAAUGGGCAGCAUGCAUUGUGCAAAAAAAAUUGAGUGUCCAUGAAAAUGUGGUUAUGUGCAGUGAGAAAAAGAAUCUGCAAGAAAAAAUAUAUAAUUUAAGCAACUUCAAGUUUUCUGAAAAUGCAGAUAGUAGUUGUAUGCUUUCGCAUGUAGCGAAUGCAAGUAUUGUCCCUAGUGUUAUGAGUAGCGCUACUUGUAAGCUUAGGGAAAAUUCUCUCGAAGAAGUCCCAGGCAUUGUUACGCAAUAUGCACCGGUUCAUAUGAAUAGCGCUGACCGUAUUCGAAAUAAUGAGUGGAUAUUUAACACUAGUGAAACGCGGAAUGCUCAGAGUGGCAUCCCAAGUGGCAGAGAAAAAAAGGACAAUGGUAAUUGUAACUGUGGCAUUUCCGAGAACAUGUAUAACGAGUGCACAUUUAGCCUGAACAAUGUUAAGAGAAAUGAUUCGUUGAUCAAUUCCACCGAUGCUAAUGCUAGUGAUAACGUAUAUUUUAGUGCAGACAAUCAUAGUAAUCACACCAUGAACAGCCUGCACAGCAACAAUAUGCAAUACAUGGACAAUUGGUCUCGCAGUUUUUUCAAAAGCAGCUACAAGAAGCAGAGUAUUAUUUCUACCUUUAGUAGUUCAAUCAGUAGGCAUCGGAAAGAUAGAUGUGAUGUUGCACCACCGGUAGGGAUUCUUAACCGGGGAGAUCCACCCCAAGGCAAAAGGAGCAACGAUGAUAAUUCGGCCAUUCCUACUAUUAUCCCUUUUCAGCGAAGCGCUAAGACCAAAUCUGUAGACGCUGAUGCUCGUACUGAUUCUGCCGCUGAAAGGGACAAUACGGGAGAUAAGCAGAAGAUAAGAAUAAAAUCCUCCGAAUUGGGAAUAAACAAUUUGGAAGGCCAGAAAAGUCUGAGAUCAAGCGUAAACUCGCUAAGCAGCGCGGAAUUGAUAAAAACACCAGUGGUAUCAAAUAUACAGAACAACCAUUUUAAGGGGAUUCCCAAGAUAAACGAAAACGACAGCACCUCCUUUUGCAUCUUCAAGACAAAACACACAAGGGAAAGGCCCUCAAGUAAGACCCCCCUAAUUGUAGACAUUCCGAAUUUCCGCAACACAAGUAAUGAAAUUGAUUUCUUAGCAAAAGGUAGAAAGGGGGUAAAUAUUUUUGCUUACAAUAGUAGAGACAAAAAAAUGAAUAACAAUGAUGAUCACAAUUUUUUGGUUGAAGAAUGUUUGAAAGAGAAUGCAUCAAAAUUUAGAACAAAUGAAGAUUAUGAAAGGUACUGCAAUGAAGACAAGAUACUAAAUCCAGAUUACAUUCCGCAAGAGUCGAAAAAACUUGGUGAAAAUUUUUUACAGAAUCACAAGGAGAAGUUUGCAUCUUACGGUAACUCCAGUUUUCAUUAUCAACCCUAUAUGAGCAAUGCAGAAUGUGGAAAUAGCUGUUUUAAGCAGGACCCACCAGGAUACAACCUCUACAAUGAUCCGAACAUGAAUUUUAUGAAUAAUAUGAAAAUUAACGUAUUCAACAAUACAGCUUCACAAAAUACAUCUAAUAGCACUUUUAACAACGUGGGAAUUUACAGCAACUGUCAUAUAAAUUCUAUCAACAAGGAGUAUUACAUGAAGAAGGGAAAUGACUACAGCAAUGAUGUUUUCAUAAAAUACUAUGAGCAAUAUGCAAAUAAAGAAAAUGAUAAAAACGAGGCAAAGAAAUUUAAUUACACAGAUUGCUACGAUUUUAAGAAUACCCUUCUUAAUGGACUAAGCAGAGAAGACAGCUUCGGCUCUGAUGAUGAUCUAAAAAAUGAAGAAAGUGAAAUGAACUUUCUGAAAGAUUCAUUAAACUCUUUUGAUAAUUUAGAAUCUACGGAAAAAAAAUAUGAAGAGAUAUUACGAGACUUUAACGGAAAAAUACCUCUACUGCAUAAAGUGUUGAAACCUCUUCCAGUGAAAAAUCGAUCGAACAAUUUUGACAUUUGUCUGUAUCUGCUGCAGAAGCAUGGAGGAGACCUAAACAAUGAAGAAAAUAUUUGCAUAUUAAGGGACAAAGAAAUUGUUCAGCAUAGUGCCAUUUAUGAUGCUAAAAAAGGGUGCAUAAAAAGUAAUAUAACAAAUGUGACAAAUAUAAAAUUGUAUCACCCCAAGUGGCAUAACAAGAAGAAAAUUGUGGAAAGGUUGAAAGAACAGAGUUGUUUUAAUCCCUUCACCAUAUUUGGAUCUGCUCCGAGUUUGCUCGAUUUUGAUGAAGUGUUUGACAAAGAGGUGUAUAAUAAAUUCGUUUCAAGGAAUAGCCGUAAAUCUCAUUCCCUGCUGCGAAUAUUAGCAAAACAGAAAGUGAUUAACAACCUUAAUGACAAAAUAACGGAUAAGGAAUGGCCACAAGUACACGCAUAUUUAAAGAAAAGAUGGAGUAAAGAAACAAACAUUGAACUGAACUGGGCAUGCGACCCUUUACUCUAUGAAGAACUGGAGUGGUAUUUAAGCACAAAUAAUGAAUACCUAAAUAUGACUGACAAGGUUGCGGAUAUUGAGGUUUGUUACUGCCCCACUUUGGAUCCUAGUUCGUAUUAUGCAUGGAACGAUUCCAGGGUUAUAUACACGAACUUGUGCUACAACAAAUCGAAGGAAGAUGCUGAGCCGACAAGCCAUUCUGUGAAGGACAAGUACGCUGGAAACAAGAACGCAGAACUGAAAAAUAAAGAUAAGCAAGUUUCCUUUAGAAAGAGGGCAAGCGGGUGUGAGCACCUCAUGUUUCAGCAGAAUCUGAUGAAACAGAAGAAGUUAUCUAAAAGGAAGAAGAAACUUUUAAAAAAGAAAAAAAAAAUGCUCAAGGAGAAAAACCAAAUAUUGAAGGAACAAAGUAGACAAUUUGCCGCGAACAACGAUGUGAACGACGCAGAUGUUGGUGCUAUAGACAUGGAAAGGGCAAACGCAGCCGACGCGCCAUCAUCAGGAGUUUUUUAUAUGGAAACAAAAGAGGGAUCUGAAAAUGACUACAAACAUGUGUAUUCCUCUCAACAUAAUAAUACGAAUUUUUCAAAUGACCCGUGCAUGAGGAUGAGAAUCAACAUGGACAUGGGCAUGCGUAUGAGCGGAUUGAAAAGUAAAAAGCACAACCAUGAUAGCGCGUAUUAUCCCAACAUAUUUUCCACGAAGAAGAAGAAGAGUGUGUACCAUAAUAAAAAUUACGACGAAGAUGUCAUACCAAUUAUGACGGUUAAUACAUCUUUGUACAGGCACAAUAUGGAUAACAAAUACAACUGCAACAACACGGCAUUUGAUUACAUUAAGAAUAAGGAUAAUACCAUUAAAUUUUUUGCCUCUCCGAAGAAAACAAGAAAGAACAAUUCAGUUAAAAAAUCUAUUAACAAUUCAGACAGUUUCUAUUUCUUAAAUUCCUCCAUGAUAAAUUCGGACAACAUUUACAACAACAAUUUGAACAGCUUUGAUUCUAAGGAUUCGGGAGAUGGUAAUGAUUCCACAUGUGUUUUUCACAAGGAUACAUUCGAUGCUUCAGAUGAUAAGGUAAAAAGCAAAAACCAUGUGGACACAAGAAAUAAUCCUAUCGAUAGCAUGCAAAUGGACAAUUUUGACAAUGCCCCGGAGAACUUGUGCGAAAAUUUCCGAAUGAACGAACAUACCAGUUAUAUCAGUAAUAACAAUAUAUACGAAUUUGGUGGUACCAAAAAUCCGUUUGACUUUAGAAAGAAUGACAAUGAUGGGAAUGAAAAUAGCAGUGGCAUGGGCUACUACAUGACAAGGGACAAUGAAAACUUCUCCAGCAAAGGUGGAAGUUUUUGCUACAAAGGAGGGGGAAGACCUACUAAUGACUCCAUGCAACCGUUUCACAUGAGCAUGACGGACAAGUAUGGAAAUGCGAAUAAUAAUGUGAACAUGAGCAUAUUUAGCAAUAUACGAAUGUAUGAGCAGAAUUUUAACAAGAACGGGGGGGAUCAUGGUGACAGCAGGAACAGUCUGAGUAGAGAUUAUGACAUGGACAACCAUGGUGGUAGUUCUAUGGGAAAGGGGCCCUUCACCAAGAGUAACUUCGUGGAUAGAAGCUAUUACGACAUGGAACAAACGAAUUUUUCCUCGAACAAAUUCAGUCAUUUUUCAACCAGGGAGAUGGCCCAAAAUGAAUUGCAGUACAAGAGCAUUUUCCGCACCGGUUUGUCCAACCCAAACUUUGCAGAGCAAAAUCAAAGUCAAAACAAAAACGAAACAAAAUUUCCCAUUAAGGAGUUAAGUGAAAGGUACCCCAGCAAAUGCAAGGGGGGAAACGCGGAGUACAGUGACAGCCAUGGAAACAAUGGCAGCGAAAACCACCACGACAACCGCAAUAACGAUAUGAUCAGUGAGGACAACUGCAACUAUUUCGAGUGUAAAUAUGGAAACAGCUCAAACAAACAUGCUAAUGGAAAAAACAACCAAAUGAUAGCAGACUAUUUUCUCAGCAAGAAUACUGAAAAUUACGACCCGACGGAAGAAAAAAAUAUAAUAAUAAAUGAGCAGUAUGCCACUGCCGAAUCUCAGAAAAGUAUGAACAACGCUAAGGUAGACAUGAAUGCCCUAAAAAUUACGAAACAAAAUAUUGACAAAAAAUAUAUUCUAGAAAAAAAAAUUAAAACCAGUAUGUCAUUUUAUACAAAUAAGAAAGACACAGAUAAUUCGACAGUAACUUUUAAUUCGAAAAGGUUAAGCAAUAGCAACAUUAUUGUUAACGAAAAUAGAAAAAUUAGAAGGUACACAAAUAAAAAAUGUCAGGAUGAUAACACAUCUUUUGAACAUUCAGAAAAUGACAAAGGACAGGGUAAUAAGAAAGGGAGUGUAGAAUCUCCUUCUAGCAGAACCAGCGAAACUUCCAUGUCUAGCGCUUUCAAAAUGGCUACCUCUGUUUUUAAAAAAUUAUUCUAA
Messenger RNA from Plasmodium knowlesi strain H, 6741 nucleotides. RefSeq names its product conserved Plasmodium protein, unknown function. The record is from RefSeq and is a predicted model, not a curated record. Lineage: Eukaryota; Apicomplexa; Aconoidasida; Haemosporida; Plasmodiidae. Bases 1 to 6741 code for a protein of 2246 amino acids. The transcript has a single exon.